This is a messenger RNA of Effrenium voratum, 1176 nucleotides long. NCBI's taxonomy places the organism in Eukaryota, Dinophyceae, Suessiales, Symbiodiniaceae. The record is from the annotation of a GenBank genome assembly.
AUGUGCAUCGGCCGCUACGAUGACUGGCAGCACCGCAUCAGUGAUCCGGAGUCAAAGACUUGGAAGGGCCAGGACUACUACAACCCUCGCAUCAAGGACGUCACGGAGGGCCGGCUGCAGAAGGAUUUGCUGGAGCGCUCCGUGCAGCCGCGCCUACCCUGGCAGGACGUGGCCUGCGAGGUGUUGGGCAGGGCGGCGCGCGAUGUGGCGCGGCAUUGCGUGGAGCGCUGGAACCACGCGAGGAACAUCAAUACGAUCUACGAGGAGCUGCCCUUGGCACUGCUGAGGCGGAAGGUGGCCGUGUGCAAUGAUGAGAUGCUGCGACGGCCACAGCAGUCCUGGGACGGCGCCUGGCCACCGGAGAAGGGCCCCUGGCAGGAGUGCCGAGCUCAGGUGGUGCGCUCCGUGGGCCGCUGGAGCGCGGGCAGCAAGACAGAGAGCUCCACCCACCAGGCGUACUGCGACCUCAUCCAGGAGUCGAAGAGCUUCAUCUACAUCGAGAACCAGUUCUUCUGCUCUGGCUUGGAGGGCGACAACAUCGGAAUCGGCAACCGUGUGCUCGAGGCGCUCUACCGCCGAGUGGUGAAGGCGGCAGAGCAGCGGGAGGUCUUCCAUGUGGUGGUGGUUUUACCUCUGCUGCCGGCCCUGGAGGCGCCUUUGUGCCAAGCCAACGCGUCGCAGCCCGUUUUCCGCGCCGGGGGUCCCGGCGCCCUGCUGCUGCUGGGCGUUGGCUGCGCCUUCCUCCAACCUCCGCGCCCGGCGCCCGAAGCCGCUCCGGCCACCCUGGGUGCGCUGGGGGCGAUCGCCGCACCAGCGGCGGCCUGGGCGCAGUUGGAGGGCUCCGCGAUGUUCUUUACAAAGCGCGGGGACAUCCUCGCGGAGUCCGAGGUGAUUCAGAACGUCCGGGAGAACCCGCCCUUCUUUGCGCAGUGGCCCCCGCUGGUGCAGAUCGCUGUGCCGGUGGUGAUCUUGCUGGCCAUCGCGGCGGCGGUGCCCUUGCUUACCGGGGAGAUGCUGGACAAAGAGACCAUCCGCCGAGCGAAGCGCCGGAAGAAGCAGAAGAAGAAGCUGCUGAAAGUGCUGCAGAGACAGGCCGCCAGAGCCGCGGCCCUGGACGCCGCGGAGGCGGAGGCGCAGCUGGAAGCCUCCCAGGCUGGACCUGGACCUGCACGGUGA